GGAAACAACGGUGUCAAACCAGGCAGCCACAAGUCAAACAGUCAACAGAGAGGAGAAGGGGCACGGGACAGCGACAGUGACUCAAGUGACGUUCAAACGCUCAUGAACUCUACUCGUUUUCACCCGGUAAUCCAACCAGUCUACUUAAAUUUACCAACUGGAUUCCAUCAGGUCUUCUACUGCAAUGUUCCUCCAAAGCUGAAUGCAGGGGACGGUUCAUGUUGCCAUUUCCAGCAUCCAUAAGAAUUCCCGGGAUAUUCCAGUCGUUCUACUAAAAUGAGGUGGUGUUAGCAUAACGUUAGCAUUAUGUCCAAACCCGACCAGGAGAUUCAGGAAUGGCUCACGAAGCUGCAUCUCUCUCAGUAUUACAUCUACUUUGACCAGGGCGGAUACCGAACUCUGGAAGACUGCAGAGAGCUCACCGAUGACUGCCUUCUGGAGCUCGGGGUCUUUCCCACUGGUCACCGGCGACGCAUUCUCCGCAGUUUGGAAGCUCUGGGAAUCGUGCUGAGCGAAGAUGAGGAAAAUGAGGAAGGACAGCGGCAGAGGAAGCCAGUACCAAACCCGAGACACAUAUUCAGGGAUAAAAAGAGGGGCGCUUCUUGUCAGCAUUCCCAAACGAGUGAGAAAGAGGAGUUGGAUUUGAAAGGGAGUCUAACUUUGCCGCCCGGUGCAGGACUAGGAAGAGUAAGUGAUGAAGAUGAAACAGCGCUCGAACCUCCGCAGCCAGCUCCCAGAGAUCCAAAAAAUAUCGGACUCUCUUACACCCCCUGUCUGUCCUUUUCAUCAAGCAGUAGCAGCGACUCCUUCUCCAUCUCUGAAAUACCAUCGGAUUGGGAAGUGACAUCGGAGAACGCCCCCCUUCCCAAUACGGACCCCAUGGCCUGUCCCUCUGAAGUGGGCCAAACGCUGUCAGAGGAAGGUUUUCCCUGUGAAAUGGUGGAGAACUCCAUUUAUGAAGCUGGUAUUUCGUUGCCUCAAGGUCCUCGCCUAACUCGCUCCUAUCGCCUGAGGCACCGGCCCGUCCCGGAGAUCCCAAAUGUAGUUGUCCCAGACCUUAUAAAGGACAGGAGCGCACCACUGACGCAAGCUCCGAGUCCCGAACACCUAACGGGCUCCGAAGGUCCCACUGGUGCAAACGGCAUACAGAAAGCUCAACUUCAAAGAACAUUGACGCCUAUUGUUCCCUACGGAGAGACGUUCCUGUACAAUACUCCUGAUAGCAUUCCGGACCAAGGUGAUAAAGAAGGGGAGCAGAAAGGUUUAAAAGACAAGAUAAAGCAAAAGAAACUAAGGAAAAAGGCGAUAAAAGACAAAGCCCCUCCUCCUCCUAUCCCUGGACAUGACAUGGAUGACUAUUCAACAGUGGAAGAAUGUGCCCACAUACUGUCCCAUUCCAGCCUGGAUCAUGCUGUAACUGGGACCAGUGAAGACACCAGUGCUCCUCAGGAUGACUCCAUGUUGACAGUGGAGUGUGAUCUGUACUCACGGGCUGGAGACGCUCUCGGAGGGACAAAUGCCAGCCCCCUGCCCGAUAUCUCCCCUUACGCGUGCUUCUACGGGGCGCCCAAACGUGAGGUGUAUAAGGCUGGUUGGGUGGACAAGUUGUCACCUCAGGGAAAACGUGUUUUUCAAAGAAGAUGGGUACGGUUUGAUGGUGAAUCCCUGGCCUACUAUAACAAUGAAAAGGAAAUGUACUCCAAAGGCAUGAUCAUGGCCAGCGCGAUCCGACAGGUGCGAGGGCUGGGAGAGAACAAGUUUGAAGUGGUCACUGCCCUGCGGACCUUCAUUUUCCGAGCCGACAAAGAAGGGGAGCGCCAGGAGUGGAUGGAAACUCUUCAGACGGCCACGCGCCCCCCCGCCUGCGGCUCCCACCCGUGCCCCGCCUCCCCGCGCCCCCCCACCACAAACAGGCUGGGAGCUCUGGAGCUGCGCGGGUACAAAGGCAGAGUGCUGGUGUCCCUGAUGGGGAGCAAAGUCAGGCUCUGCAAAACAGAACAGGACUAUAAAUCUGGCCUGGCUAUCGCGGAAGUAGAACUGACAGCUGCUCACAUAAAGGACGUGGAUCGAAGGAGCUUUGAGAUCAACACCCCUUUCAAAAACUUUUGCUUCACAGCCGAAUCGGAGCGGGAGAAGGAGGACUGGAUUGAAGCGGUCCAGGAAUCGAUUGCCGAGACACUCUCCGACUACGAAGUGGCGGAGAAGAUCUGGUUCAAUGAGGCCAACAGGAGCUGCGCGGACUGCUGGACCCCGCAGCCGGAGUGGGCGUCGGUCAACCUGGGCGUGGUCAUUUGUAAGAAGUGCGCAGGGCAGCACCGUUCCCUCGGCCCCAGUAUUUCCAAAGUCCGCAGCAUGAAACUGGACAGCAGCAUCUGGAGUAAUGAGCUAGUGGAGUUGUUCCUGGAGGUGGGGAACCAGAAAGCCAACAGUUUUUGGGCAGCUAACCUCCCCGCUGAGGAGGAGCUCUACAGCGGUUCGUCGGCCGAGCUGCGGGCCACCUACGUCCGCAGAAAGUACAGGGAGCGGAAGUACUGCAAGCUCCUGGAGGACUACGACACCAUGGAGCAGCUCAACCAGGCUCUGUGUGCUGCUGUGGUGUUGCCGAAUGUCCUGACCACAAUGAGCCUGGUGUUCAGUGGAGCGGAUGUCAUGUGCGCCACAGGUGACCCCACCUACUCCACCCCGUACCUGCUUGCCCAGCGGGCAGGACAGAAGCUGCAGAUGGAAUUCCUUCAUCAGAACAAACUCUCCGAUUUUCCUCGACUGGAGCAGUGGUCGGACUACGCUUUGCCUUCGGACUCCUCCCCCUACAUGGAUGGCUUCCUCUACAUCUCCUCCAGCAUGGGCAAAACAUCCACCGUGGACCGCCAGCGUCGCGAUGAUAUGACACGGCGCUGGUGCACUCUGGAGGGGGGCUUUCUGAGUUACUACGAGAGCGACAGGAGCACGGCGGCCCUGGGAAGAGUGGACGUCACAGAGGUGGUCAGUGUGGCGGUCAGCAGCACCGAGACCAUGGCAGGAGCUGGGGCCGUGUUCACUGUGGAGCUGUAUCUAAAAACGGAGCGAGUUGUGAUUUUCGGGGCCGAAACUCAAGAAACGCAACGGGACUGGAUCCAGGCCCUAACCAAGCGCUUUGUGCCGUUCAAAGUCGAGGGCAUGGUACAGAAGGAGAGCGAGCUGAUCGGACAAUUGUACUUUAAAGAAGGUCAUGACCUCUACCACUGGAGGCCGGGCUGGUUUGUGCUGGAAGGAUCCACUCUGCGCUUCAGUCCUGAAGAAGCGGAGGAAGAGGAGGCAGUUCUGCAGCUCAAACAAUUACAGGAACUCACUGUCUCCACUCACACAGAAGGUGAAGAGAAGAUCCAGGUGCUUCUCAUGGUAGAGGGUCGCAGAACCGUCUACAUCCACGGCUACAACCGGACAGACUUUGCCCUGUGGCACUCUGCCAUCAUGCUCGCCGCAGCCACUGACGGCAAAGCGCUCGGCGACCAGCAGCUCACCAAGAACGGGGUCCCUAUUGUUGUGGACAGCUGCAUCGCUUUUGUCACUCAGUAUGGCCUUUGUCAGGAGGGGGUCUACCAGAGCCCAGGCGACCCGGACCGCGCCGCCGCCCUGCUGGACAAGUUCACACGUGACGCUCGCAACGUGAAGCUGAGAGAGAAGGAGCACCAGCUGGAAGAUGUGACAGAGACCCUCAAGAGCUUCUUAGCCCACGCGGAGGACGCUCUGCUGACCAAGGAGCUGUACCCCUACUGGGUCUCUGUGCUGGAUGAGCCUAAUGAAAAACAGAGGGUGAAGAAGUACUCCACUUUGAUCGAGAGCCUGCCAAAGAUAAACAGGUCAACCCUUGAAGCUCUUCUUCAGCAUCUGUACAGGAUCCACCAGUGUUCCAACUUAAACCAGAUGCCCAGUAAGAAUCUGGCUUCAGUCUUUUCAUCCUGCCUUUUCCAGACCCAAGGGCAGAGGCCAGAGGAAGUCCGAGUGGUCCAAGAUCUCAUCAAUAACUACGUAACACUGUUUGGGGUCAACCUGGAGCAGGUGGAGCAGAUGGAGAGAGAGACCCGCUUCAUCACGCGCUGGAACGACAAGAAGGACGCCACGUUUGCUCCAGCUGGGGACUUGAUCUUCGAAGUUUACCUGGAAAAGAAAGAGCCGGAGAACUGUUGUUUAAUCAAGUUGUCUCCUAGUAUGAGGGCAUCAGAGGUGGCAGAAACAGCCCUCAACAUGAAGAACAUCACUGUCAACGCCCAGGACCUCUGGACUACAUUUGAAGUCAUUGAGAAUGGAGAAAUGGAACGGCCACUGCACCACAGUGAGAAGGUCCUGGAGCAGGUCCUGGAGUGGAGCUCACUGGAGAACCCCAGCUCUGCCUUUUUGGUCAUCAAGAAGUUCUGUGCAGCCAAAAGAACUGCUGAGGGCAAAGACCAGAAGAUGCUCAUUAGAGGAGACUACCUAAAGUUCAAUGACGGAUCAUCCAAAUUGCUGUCAGGCCAUAAAUUUCAGGACAAAUACGUGGCCCUGCGCUUGGAGAGAUUGCUGCUCUACAGAGAUAUCAAAAGCACUAAAGCGGAGAAGGCCGUCGUGCUCAAGUCUGUGAAAUGCUAUCUGGGACUGAAGAAGAAGCUCAAAGCCCCUAACAGUUGGGGUUUCACGGUCUAUACAGAUAAACAACAAUGGCAUUUCUGCUGCGAGAAGCGGGAAGUGCAGGUCGGUUGGGUGGCAGACAUCAUCAGGGCUAAGUUUGGCUCUGAUAUCUGCGCGAAGACCAUAACUUCAAAUGUCUCCACAAUCAAGGCUUCCACUCUGGUAUCUGGGACUACACUUCUGAGCAACAACUCUAGUAAACAGCUGACAGACAAGACGAUCUGUGUUGGCGAGGGCAGCUUCGCCAAGUCCGCUAAGGUUGCCAGCAUUCAGCAGAAGACCAAUACAAUCGCCAGCUGCUUAAGGCACGUGGACAUGUUCAAACCACCGGACGUCCAACAUCGAAAGGCCUCGUUGGACACGGGCCAAACGCAGCCACACUCCUCCAUCUCACCAGUCACACUUUUGGCCCACAGCGGCUACAAAAACACAGGUAAAAAGCCGUCUUUAGGUGGAGAUGCCAAAAUGCCCGCCAAUCUUCUCAAUGAACUUAACUCGGUGCUGAGUAAGACUGGACGCACCACGAACAACAGUCAGUGAUGGAGGGAAGGAGGAAGAAGCAAGAGCGGCCAGCUUGACCACUUGGAACACGUUAAAGAUUGAUGUGGUGGGGGAGACGAGAGCGUGCGCGUCGUAGCCUCAGGACGGCGCUCUUAUGAAAUCCGGGAGGGCGAGGAGAGUGUGGGAAACAGGUGCAAGAGACACCCAAGGUCACGCAGACCUCAGCUGGACACGGCGCUUACCAAAGCACUACAAAAGCACCUGAUUUAUACAGAGCUCAGACAAUGUUACAGAAAUAGCGUUGUCUUUGCUUAGCUCAGACCUUUCCGGAAAUAAACCUGCUUAUUUUAGCUGGAGAUGUGCUAUUCUUUUAUACAGCAAAGCAAUGGCUACUUACUUUGUGUUCAUGUGUAGGUUUAAAUCUGCAAAGAAAUAAUGUUGUGUACAUUGUAUUUUAUGUAAAUAAAUUACAGAAGAUGUAUAUUUUAUUACAAUAUAUAUUUGUAUUUUAUUUUUUAGCUGAACUACUGCCUUAGAGCUACUGAUACUGCACUGUUAACCUACUGUAUUUUAUUUACCUGUUGAGCCUAAAACUAUUCCUUUCCACGUCUUACAAACUUAAAAGUCCACCAUGUAACUUUUCUGGUAAAAGUUCCUCUACUUGCUUAUCUCCAUGGAAAUGUAAUAGCUUGGCAUGACCUGUCCCACAAUAUGGCAUUAAAGGUCCCAUAUUACAUUGUUCUGCUCUAUGUUGAAAUGUUGUUUCCUCAUCAAACAAUCCUGGAGUUGUUUUGUUUCAUUUACACCUUGUGAUGUCAUGUGGUAAUACACACUGUCACUAGAAUCAUUUGGAUAAUUUCAACCCUGGAAUGUCCCAUCUCUAUUAAAUAAAAUCUGAAAUGUAGCUGUUAACUUGAAAAUUACAACUACAUGACAUCACAAGGUGGAACAAUGCAUUUUCAGCUUUGGAGACAAACUAAUAAUAAAGGGUUACUCAAACAUGUGUGAAUGAAGCAAAACACAACUCUUCGUAUGUUUUUGCUGAAGUGACAACAUUGCAACAUGGCUUAAAGCUCACAGCAGUCAUUUUUGUAUAACAUAGAACCUUUAAACGUCUAUAACGCCAUGGAGGCAAAGCGGUGACGCCACUGGAACAAGUGACUGGGCAGAUCUGUGAAGAGGUGACCGUAGUAAGAAUGCAGGUAUUUGAAUGAAUGGAAGGGAUGAGUUUAAUUGGCAAAGCACCAACAGAAAGGCAAGUGGCAGACCCUCCACCGGAAAGUUACAUGAUACACCGUUAACAUAACACCUUUGUACUUGUGUCAUUUUCUUUAUAUUUAGAUAAAGCCAUGUAUAGUAUUUGAUGUUUAGCACCCAUAAUUUCAGUGUAAUGGUGUUUUGUUUUUUUGGGGGGGGUUUUUCCAUUGAAUUAAUUCUCAAAAAUGUAUCACAGACUUUUUGUGAGAAACUGACUGAUGUACGUAAUAUUGGGCAUUUUGAGGCUAGCAACAUUUGUAUUUGUAUAUUAGUGCAGCCCCGGCUCACUGCAGCACAUCAACUGCGUUUCCACCCAUAUAAAAUGCGCAUAUUUCUAAAUUUCACUUUAGAAAAGCACGUAACAAAUGCGACUUUAUCCCUGUUUCCAUCAAAGCGUUGGAGCGCCUAACGGGGUGUUGGUUACCUGGUUACGAGGGCGGUCUGUCUUCUGUGUGUCGUGACGCUGGUAAUCCUCCAGGGGGCGCAACAUCUGUUUUGUUUGUCUUUGCUAGAAACAACUGAGAGAAAUGACUGUACGCAUUUGUGCCAGGUACAAAACUUGGCAUAUUGUUUAAACUGUAAUAAUGCUAUAGACAUGUUUUACUAUAAAGCUAAAGGCUGCUGCUAAACUACUGCACUGAAGUUGAAAAAGAACGACCGCUGAAGUCCCGCUUUUUGUCCACAGCGUUGGACAACCAUAAAGUUUCCCAGACUUUACUCUAUUAAUGAAGUUUAGAUCACGCAUAUUUGUCUCUUGGCAUGUUUUUAGAUGGCCAACAUCUUUUUGUUUUUAGCUUGAACCUCACGUAUUACACUACGUUUUGGACAAACACCCACCAGCAUGAUGGGAUUAUUUUGCCGUUGUUCAUUACCUGUACACACUCCGGUCUGGUGCAGCUGUAGUCUGACGAUCACGUGGGUUUUAUGUUCGUGUCAUGUAUUUAUUUUUCUGCAAUGAGCUUUUAAACUGCGCUUAAUUUAAAAUCCACCUGAAUACACCUCUAUGUGAAUUAAGGGUUCUAAACGCUAUAUUUGCUGUUUUCCACCUCCCGUUACUUAUGCAAAUCUUCAAAAUGCGCAUUCAAAACAAGGUGAUGGAAACGCAACUAUUGUAGCACUAUUUAUUUCUCAAGCUAUAUGCUCUUGCCGUGUACGGGCUUGAUUUAUUAUUUAACCCUUUUUACGUUAAUGUAUUUGAAUGUAUUGAAACCUGGUCACCUCCACAUCCAAUAUGUUUAAAUAAAAUUAUAUCACCA
Molecule: messenger RNA, 7658 nt
Organism: Periophthalmus magnuspinnatus
Lineage: Eukaryota; Metazoa; Chordata; Actinopteri; Gobiiformes; Gobiidae
Gene: arap2
Product: ArfGAP with RhoGAP domain, ankyrin repeat and PH domain 2
Exons: 33
Coding region: 307-5184 (1625 amino acids)
Biological process (GO): signal transduction
Molecular function (GO): protein binding; GTPase activator activity
Source: RefSeq, a predicted model, not a curated record